GAGACUGGACCACCGCCCUUAAAAUCUAAAACCCAUCCGAACCGUCCAAUGGACUGGUCAUCAUCACCAUCACCAUCAAACCCCCAUACACACAGAUACUCUCUCUCUCUAGCUCUCUAAAACCAACGAACACGAAGAAACACACGGAAAGUUAGUGCAGAGAGAGAGAAAUGGUGAGGAAGUGUAGGGAGAUUGCAGUGAUGGAGGUGACUCCGGUGGGUGUGAAGACCAGGGCUCGAGCGCCUCUAGCCGUGGAGGCCGCCAGCUCCGCCACCAAGAUGAAGAAGAGGAAGCUCAACCCUGCCAGGGAACUGAAGGUAUCGUCGCCGACGUCUUCCUCAUCCUGUAUUCAAUUAAGGAGCCGGAGAGGCCUGACGAUAACGCCGGAGACGACGGAGGAACGUCGGUACUCCAGCCCUAGCUCCGAUCACGAUACGGCGACGUCGUGUUGCUCUAGUAACGGAUCGAGCUCGCUGCUCUCGGAGGAGGAGGAGAGAAGCGAAUUCGUAGAUCUGCAGGAAGGAAAUGCUGAGGCCGAAACAUCCACGUAUAGUUGCUGCAGAGAAAGAAGAGAAACGACGCCGUCGAGCGAGCUUCGAGCAGAAUCGGACGACCUGGAUUCAACGGCUCGGCCAACCGAGGCGAACUCUAGCUGCAGAUCAGCGGCGGAGAAGAAACAGAAGCCAACGCAGUCCGAGAUCGAAGAAUUCUUCGCCGACGCCGAGAAGGACAUGCAAAAACGCUUCAUGGAAAAGUACAAUUACGAUAUUGUCAACGACGUGCCCUUGGAAGGACGCUACGAGUGGGUUCGAUUAGAGCCAUGAAGAGAAACAAAGUGACCUUUCCAGGCUUCCAGCUACUUCCAAUUCAAUUAGUUUAAGCUUUUCUCUAGAGUUCUUUGCGUUUUUUUUUUUCUUCUUCUCUUAAUUAAAUUAUCUUCCCUUCCCUUUGCUUUUGGCGUUUUUUUUUUUUUUUCUUCUUUGCUUUUGGCGUAUAUGUACAGCUAGCUCUCUUUUAUCAGGUAGAAGAAGCGCUCUAGCUCUCUGUUUGUUCCUUGUACGGCUCUGCCAAAAAAUUGCAAAAAAUCCUCGUGAGAGAGAACAAACAGUUGAUCAAUAACAAAGUUCAAUUCUCAUUCCUUUUA
Messenger RNA from Corylus avellana, 1144 nucleotides. RefSeq names its product KIP-related protein 2 (gene KRP2). Gene Ontology annotation, cellular component: nucleus. Gene Ontology annotation, molecular function: cyclin-dependent protein serine/threonine kinase inhibitor activity. Gene Ontology annotation, biological process: negative regulation of cyclin-dependent protein serine/threonine kinase activity. Lineage: Eukaryota; Viridiplantae; Streptophyta; Magnoliopsida; Fagales; Betulaceae. The record is from RefSeq and is a predicted model, not a curated record.